CCCGGACCUGCAUCCGUGACAGCCAUGUCCAUGUCCGCCUCACUUUGGUCUUUGACAUACUGCCGAGCCUCCUUAUCAAAGAGGUUGCUCCAAUGGCGAUGUGAAUAAGUCGAGUUUAAAGCUCAUACUAAAGCAACGAGGGGUGCAUGGCGGCGUCUCCCCUUGCGCCCGCUUCUCAUCGGUUUCGCCAGUUGACACCGGGGUUUUGUCCUUGAUGAUGUUUCGCGAUUGGCUCUUCUACGUUAUCUGAAGUUCGCAAGCCGCUCAGGUUGCCGCAACUAUCUCCAACUAGGUCAUUGGCUAGAAAUUGCCUUGAUCUAAACGUCGUGGGAGCUAACACACCCGAGACACCACACAGUCAUUCCCUCCCUCCAUUGCGCUGUGGAUAUAUUUCCCUCGUGAUCGUCAUCGUCACGGUAUCUAGCCUGUUACGAGUUGUCAUCUAUUCUCAGGGAACUUUGGUGGCCAAGAGCCAUUCUUGCCAGACAUGACUUUGGCACCUGGUGACCUCCUUGUCAACCGUUGAGGCUUAUAUCCCUCCGUUUUGGGCUACACCUGUAUUCCCCGCCCUAUCAUACCCUUAUAUCUCCCUAUCUCGAUCCUCUUUUCCUACUGGAAGUCCAGUUAUCCUUCUUUUACCAUUGCACUACACCCAUUCCCAAAAGCAUAUCUUUCGACCAUACAUCUUGAAUAUCUCAGCAUGGAUGCUUACUCGAUAUGUUGCACUAGUCCUGCCGCUAGGCACACAUCUAAAAUCUACCAGGAUCUCUGGUCUACCCGUCCACAUACUCGUGUUGGGUAUGAUCAAGAUAAGAUCUUGACGAAAUUUGUCGCCAUGGAUAGUUUGAAACAGCGUUGGAGUGGUGAUCAGACCUCAAAACCACAUAUUGGUAUAGUCGGUGCUGGUCUCGCUGGCCUUCGAUGUGCAGAUAUUCUCAUUCAGAAUGGCUUCAAAGUCACUAUCAUUGAGGCUAGGAAUCGAGUUGGUGGCCGCUUGCAUCAAGAGGUCCUUCCAAAUGGUCACUUGGCUGAUGUCGGUCCCAAUUGGAUCCAUGGAACCAACGAUAAUCCAAUGCUAGAUCUGGCCAAGCAAACGAAUACUGCCAUCAGCGACUGGGAUUCAACGUCUUGUGUCUUUGACGAGUCUGGCGAGCUCUUGUCCCUCAAGGAUGGUGAAAAAUACUCCACUAUCAUGUGGGAUAUUAUCCAGGACGCCUUCAAGCACUCCAACAGCAACUCGUCUGAUAUCGAUUCGAAAGAAAGUCUUCACGACUUCUUUGUCCAGAAGGUUACGGAGAGGGUACCUGAUACUGAAGCCGACCAUGAAAGGAGACGAAGCAUUGUCAUGCAAAUAUCUGAGAUGUGGGGCGCUUUUAUCGGCAGUCCUGUCUAUAGACAAAGCCUGAAGUUCUUUUGGUUAGAAGAGUGUAUAGAAGGAGAGAAUCUAUUUUGUGCCGGCACAUACAAGAAGGUUCUUGAUGAAGUUGCGAAGCCUGCUCUCGGGGGAGCCGAGAUCAAGUUCCAGACCAAGGUAGACAGAAUAUCAUAUCGAUCAAAUCCUGAGGACAAGGCCAAGGUCACAACAGAAGGCGGCCAGACACUUGAGUUUGACGAGAUUGUUGUCACCGCACCCCUUGGCUGGCUAAAACAAAACCUCGACGCUUUUGAGCCUGCGCUACCUGCUCGGAUGACCAAGGCAAUUAAUGCCAUCGGCUAUGGAUGCCUUGAAAAGGUCUACAUCAACUUUCCCAAGCCUUACUGGCUCGGUAAAGAAGGUGACGACCGAAAAGCAGAGGGCUUUGUACAGUGGCUCUCACCAAAUUAUGUUCCUGAUCUGAACCCAAGACGAUGGAAUCAAGAGGUCGUGGAACUUGCCAGUCUGGACCCAGAGGUUUCACAUCCAACUCUUCUCUUCUACACAUACGGCGAGCAGUCGCAGUAUAUUACGAGCGAGCUAUUGAAGAUAUCGGAUCCCCAGAAGAAGGACGAGUUCCUCCUCAACUUCUUCAAGCCAUAUUACUCACGGCUUCCGCAUUACUCGGAGAGUAACCCUGAUUGCAAGCCGUCUGGUUUUAUGGCUACGGAUUGGCUUCACGAUGAGCUUUCGGGAUUUGGAAGCUAUAGUAAUUUCCAGGUUGGUUUGGAAGAGGGUGAUGGUGAUAUCCGGACAAUGCGAGAGGGUUUGCCGGAUCAUGGAUUGUGGCUGGCAGGCGAGCACACUGCGCCGUUUGUUGGUCUAGGCACGGCGACUGGAGCCUACUGGAGCGGUGAGGCUGUUGGUAAGAGAAUAGCGGAGGCUUAUUACGGACGAUCCAAGUAAGUAAGGGACCUUUGAAGAUUUGAUGGAUUCUUCAGUGAGAAGAGGACACCGUCAACCGUUUGUGGUUAGAGUAGCAAUAGACAAGAUGCCUAAAGCGGCCGUUAGAGAAACCUUGGCAAGGA
Molecule: messenger RNA, 2442 nt
Organism: Fusarium verticillioides 7600
Lineage: Eukaryota; Fungi; Ascomycota; Sordariomycetes; Hypocreales; Nectriaceae
Exons: 3
Coding region: 701-2320 (539 amino acids)
Molecular function (GO): oxidoreductase activity
Source: RefSeq, a predicted model, not a curated record